Messenger RNA from Daphnia pulex (common water flea), 2539 nucleotides. RefSeq names its product rhodopsin-like. Gene Ontology annotation, molecular function: G protein-coupled receptor activity. The record is from RefSeq and is a predicted model, not a curated record. Bases 277 to 1989 code for a protein of 570 amino acids. Gene Ontology annotation, biological process: G protein-coupled receptor signaling pathway; visual perception. Gene Ontology annotation, cellular component: membrane. Lineage: Eukaryota; Metazoa; Arthropoda; Branchiopoda; Diplostraca; Daphniidae. The transcript has 4 exons.
UUUUUGUUUUUCAGUGGCUUUUGGUGGCUUAAACUGUGUGGGUGUCUGAUGCUGAUCACGUCCACGUUAAAAUUUGCUUAAAGUUAAUAUUCAAAGAAGAUUUUAGUCACGUAUAGACUCAGUGUAUCAAAAGGUUCACUAGGAUAACAUUUUUCCUGGUGUCAUUUGAAAAAGACUUUUGAACAUGAGGACCCAUUUGUGUCGGGACAACUUUGUCGAAAGGAGGACCGACAAACUCGAAUUUCACUACAGCAAAGCUACUGCCCAACGGACGGGAUGAAUCCCAACAGGAGCGACAAUGGCAGUCAAAUCGCGAUGGAUCAUCAUGUCGUGGCGGAUGAAACCGACUGGCAAAAUUCGGUGAAUCGUAACGUGAUCGGCAUCGAACCGAAUGAGUCCACUUUGCUGGUAUCGACUGGUGAUGUAUCAGACGGUGACGAUCCGUUUUGGAGCAAAGAACAGCUGAUUCUGAUUGAAAAUUUCCCCGCAAACGCAUUCGUCGUCAUGGGCUUGAUUGUCUCAAUCAUCGGAAUUUUUGGGCUUGUUGCCAAUGGAAUGGUACUCUUCAUCUUUUCCAGAUUCAAACGACUCCGAUCGCCACCGGCCAAUACGUUCAUCAUCAAUUUAGCGUUCAGCGACAUGUCGGCGUCGAUCCUUCACUCGAUGGCCGCCUAUUCCAAUUUCAACGGCCGCUGGGCGUUCGGUCGGCUGGGCUGCGAACUCUACGCUAUGGGUGUUGGAUUUUUCGGCUUCGUUUCGAUCCUGACGUUCAGCGCCAUCGCCUGCGAACGGUGUCUGGUCAUCGCCGGUCCAGCUACUAGAUCAGCCGUCGGCCUGGCCGAUGGACAUUGGAAAGUCAGCCGAACUCAGGCUCAAAAAGUGUGCGCCUUAAUUUGGCUGCACUGCGCCAUUCUUGUGUCGAUGCCUUUUUUCGGUUGGUCGUCCUACGUGCCGGAAGGAAUGCUGACCAGCUGCUCGUGGGAUUACACGACCAAGACGGCGGCCAACCGGGCCUAUUACAUCCUACUCCUCACCACCGGUUUCCUGCUACCUUUGAUGCUCAUUUGCGCCAGUUACGGGCGAAUUAUGGCCUCGGUCGUGUGGCACGCCCGUCAAAUGGUCUGCAUCAAUUCACAGAACAGCGCCUUCCGUAAACUCCGACGUCAGACGGAAAUCAGGACGGCCCAAAUUGUUGUCACGCUCAUCCUCGUUUACCUGACGGCCUGGACACCCUACGCCAUCGUGACGCUCAUCGGACAAUUCGGCUCGGAGGAUUCCCACUUGUCUCCCAUGGCCACCGCCAUUCCGGCCUAUUUCGCCAAAACGGCCGUGGUUCUGGAUCCGCUGGUCUACGGAUUCUCUCAUCCGCACUUCCGCAAUUCGCUGAGACAUUUCAUGGCCAAUUUGGCCGACGUGGCUCACAACAACAAGAAGGCCAAGAGUUCCAGCGUCCGUUACAAUCGCGACGGGGUUGCCUUGCCAAACCAAGGAGAAUUAAACAGUAAAAGUUGGCCGACUGGCCGUCGAGCUAACCGCAAUUCUUUUGGCAGCAGUUACCAGUCCCGCGGAAUGACCGUCUACCCGACGGCCAGCGCCUGUUGCCGGACAUUACAAGGAGUGCACGGCGAUAAAUCCAACAAUCAACGGCGGAUGUUGAGGACGUUUCGCGAUUUAUCGGUCGAAUCGGCCAACGUCAAGACGGUCCACUACGCCAACAGAUCGCCACCGAACGUUGGCGAUUUAGAAAUGAGCACCAAUAAUUGCGUGGCCCUCAUUCCCAGCAUUCCCGGCGCCGACACUCAACACAAGGCCAACAAGACGAGCCCAGCAGAUGACGCAAAGCAUCGUAAAGUCGUUAAUAACCGCCAAGUCUACGCCUCCGUUAAUAAUUUCAAGUACAAAGUGCGCAACGCCGAGUUCCACAGCGAAUGUGCUGGACUUUCGACUCUGUCACAGAUUACGGUUGAAGCCCAGCCAAGCAAUAUUUAGUUUUAGUUUUUGAUUUUUCCAGAUUUUUUAACCAGCCAAUCAGCAAACAUUCGUGAUGUUUUUUUCAAAAUAGGAAAUUGUUUGACGUGCGUGUAAAUUUUUUUGAGGGAUUGUUACCUGAUUAAUAUUGGAAUUUAACAAAAUAUUUAUUGUGACCUUUUUCCAAUUAACGUUCAGAGAAUUACUGUGAAUAAUGGGCUCAUAUUUUUUUUAUUGCUACACGUGUCGGUAUUUUUGAAAAUUUGCAUAUCACAAGUUUGUGAUUAUAAAAAUGUCUUGCAGUUUUUUCUUAAUAAUUGGUGGAAUAUCAUCAUAUCUUCUCCUUGCAUAUUUAUUUGGAAUUUCUCAAAGAAUUCAGUCGACACGCAGACUGUUAUAGGAAACUACCGUAUCGAUUAUUCAUUUAACCAUCUUAUUUACUGUAUUUAAAUUUGUCAUUCCAUUGAUAUUUACACACGCGUGGGGGGUAAAUCCUUUCAAACAAUUGACGAUAGAAAGCAUUGUUUACUUACAUAACAUACUCUGUUGCUCAAUAUAACGAGAGAAAUCA